Messenger RNA from Pelobates fuscus (common spadefoot toad), 1573 nucleotides. Its product is annotated as 5-hydroxytryptamine receptor 3A-like. Gene Ontology annotation, molecular function: acetylcholine-gated monoatomic cation-selective channel activity; transmembrane signaling receptor activity. Gene Ontology annotation, biological process: signal transduction; monoatomic ion transmembrane transport; nervous system process. Gene Ontology annotation, cellular component: neuron projection; plasma membrane; synapse. The record is from RefSeq and is a predicted model, not a curated record. NCBI's taxonomy places the organism in Eukaryota, Metazoa, Chordata, Amphibia, Anura, Pelobatidae. The transcript is spliced from 9 exons. Bases 38 to 1426 code for a protein of 462 amino acids.
GGAAAACACACCAAUUUCAGUUGGUUCUCAGCAUAAAAUGUCGACACAUUUUGUGUCGGUGGUUCUCUCGUUAGCCUUGUUGGGUACAUGUUACAGCCAGAAUGACUGUAGCUACAAUAGCUUGCUACAGUAUUUGAAUUUUACCAACAUUCCAGGUCCAAAUGUGCGACCAGUAAAAGACUGGACAACGCCGAACAUUGUGUAUGUAGACAUGUUCCUCUAUACUGUUAUCAGCUUGGACACAGUUUUGCAGACAUUAACCUCUCUUAUCUGGCUUGACAUGACAUGGUAUAAUGAAUUUAUUUCCUGGAACCCAGAUGAUUUCUGUGGAAUUCACAGAAUAUAUGUUACUGAUAAGACAUUUUGGAAACCAGACAUUCUCAUCUCCGAACUGACGAAUGAUGAUGGUAAAUCUCCACUAAUAAUAUAUAAUACUCUUGAAAGUGAUGGCAAAAUCACUGAUUCAACACCAAUGCAGGUUAUUAGUAACUGCAAUAUGGACAUGUACAAGUUCCCUUUUGACACCCAGACUUGUUUCUUGACCUUUGGUUCCAAUGUUCACCCAGUCCAGGAUAUCAUCAUUUUGCCAAAAAACAAUUCUACCCAAGUUAGCCAAAAUGCAAAGGAGCUUUUUUACAGCAAAGGAGACUGGGCCUUGGACCAGAUUACUGUUGUAAGCCAGACAAUCCAAUAUGAGGGGGCACAGUACAGCCAAGUUAUCUAUAAGAUAACGUUGAAAAGAGCUUCUGUGAUUUACGUUAUUAAUCUCAUCAUGCCCUUGUGCUUCAUGAUGUUUCUAGACCUUGCCAGUAUGUUCAUACAUUUGGAGUCUGGGGAAAGGCGUGACUUUAAAAUUAAUGCUGUUUUUGGAUUCUUUGUGCUCCUGUUGAUUUUUAAUAACAUGACUCCCAAUUCUGACAGUGAACCUAUGCUAGGUACAUUCUGCAUUGUCUCUAUGGCCAUUAUGGUAUUCAGCCUUUUGAACUGCAUAAUUAUGUUAUACAUUCACUCACUUUCGGAAACCAAAAAACAAGUUCCACCCUGGGUAAAGAUAUGGAUCAUGAAACAUUUGGCACGUGUCCUUUGCUUCCGUCCUCUGGAAUCGCUGGACGAAGAUCUGGCAACCACUGUGGAAGCUGAUACAAAUACUAAGAACCGAAAAAGAGCAGAUAAAAAGUUAGAAACCCAAGACAAGAGGAAACCCACUCAAGGAAAGGAAAAUGUUACCCAAGAAGUAAAAGUAUUAAAGGGGUUACUGUGGGAAGUUAUGAAGAUCCACCAAAAGUUGGAUCUCUCGAACAACAACGAUGAUGGCAAGUCUGAGUGGUGGUUUGUAGUCCAUGUUGUGGACCGGCUAGUCCUUAUCAUCUACGUCAUAAUUUUGAUUAUUAUUUUUGCUGUCGUUAUUUUGGCUUGGGCUAAUUGAAUGAUAUUUAUAAAUACAAUCGAGGCCUGGAUACGUAACACAGAAACUUAACAAACCAACCUCAUGCCUAAAGUAUGCAUAAAUAAUGUUUAAAAUAUGUAAAGGAGGCACCAUCUAGGUAUCUUAUUAGAAUCAAAUAAUGAACUA